AUGCUGCCUCUGUCCCCAUCAACAAUAUCCUCCUCCUCCCUGGAUACAAAGGAUGCCGAGUCGGCGAAGACUAUCGGUAGUCCCGAGUCACUGUCACCCGACGAGGCAGCGAGGGACUGUGAUUCGUACCUGCCUUUCGAAAUCCCAGGUGCUGUGUUGUUGACUGCCCCCUCUAUUUCUGUCCUUCGACAAGCUGCCAACGAUGUCUGUAAUCGAAUCAACUCCGACACGUCUUACUCGAACCAGUUUAUCAUCGUGUCAAAUAUAUCCCAGCCUCUGCAGGAGCAAUUAGGUGGAGACCGAAAUCCUCUCGAGGUUCCCUACAGAUUGACACUCGACGCACAGCGCCAGCAAGUGGUUAUUCGAAUAAUGCCCUCAGGAGCCCAUGAGCGACUAACGCAGUCAUUUACGGGUGAACUUAUCGAAAAGUUACUCGAUAUGGGGAUUCGUCCAAGAGCUUACACCUUAAACGCGGCUACCCGGUACCAAGGAAGAACAUGCGCUAAAGAAGCCGAUCAGUCUCUCACUCCGUCGCGGGAUACUUUUUCCGAUAAUGAGUGGCCUUCGCUUGUUAUUGAGACGGGUCUUUCUGAAUCAGAAGCACAACUACGAGCCGACGUAUAUUGGUGGUUCUCAAAUUCCGACUACCAAGUCAACGUGGUUAUACUCUUUCACAUCCAAAGAUCCCCUGAGCGCAGAGUCACUAUAAAACUCUACAGUCUCAGACCAACCACCCCCAGAAUCACCCGUGGACUAAACGCGGAAGCCCAGCGCACUCUGCUAUCCAAUCCUCCGCUACCUCAAGCAGACUCUUCAAUAGUGCUGCGUCAUUCAGAGGUCCACGAGAUCAUUAUCACCUCAAGAGAUGUCCAGAAUGCUCCGCUGGAACUAGAGUUCGAAUCCGUCAUGCGCCGCCAUCCAGCACCUAACACGAGGGAAAAAAAUAUUACAUUCACUGCCGAGGAUCUUGCUGUGUGCUGCAGCCAUGUCUUUCUGGAAUCCUGA
Messenger RNA from Penicillium argentinense, 1005 nucleotides. RefSeq lists its product as uncharacterized. NCBI's taxonomy places the organism in Eukaryota, Fungi, Ascomycota, Eurotiomycetes, Eurotiales, Aspergillaceae. The coding region runs from base 1 to 1005 and encodes 334 amino acids. The transcript has a single exon. The record is from RefSeq and is a predicted model, not a curated record.